Brassica oleracea var. oleracea is the source of this 1267-nucleotide messenger RNA. RefSeq lists its product as uncharacterized. Lineage: Eukaryota; Viridiplantae; Streptophyta; Magnoliopsida; Brassicales; Brassicaceae. The transcript is spliced from 11 exons. The record is from RefSeq and is a predicted model, not a curated record. The coding region runs from base 40 to 1068 and encodes 342 amino acids.
CGGAAGAGAAACAACACGACGAUCGGAAAAACUCGAAAGAUGCAUUGCGGCGCGGUGGCUAACGGACGGAAUCGACGACUGUUACUUAGCGUAGGCAGGAGCUUUGCCGCCAGAUCAUUUUCUUCUUCUUCCUCGUCUCCAUUAUCCGAACAUGAAUGUUUCAUCAAGGAGGUAGCCAAAGCUCAGCCUCCUCAGCAUUUGACUCAGCUGCUUAGCAUUUUCACAGCUAGAGGCAAAUCCAUAGUUUCUCCUGGUGCCAAGCAAGGCUUGUUGCCUCUUGCUAUUCCAUUGGUGAGAAUGAGCCCAGGUUCUUCAAUCGCUUUACUACGUUGGCCAACAGCUCGUCCUAGUAUGGAGAUGCCUGUGGUGGAAGUUCAGAAACAUGGGGUUUGGUUUUUAGCCAACAAUGUUGAUCAGUUCAUUCACAGAAUAUUGGUGGAAGAAGAUAUCUCUAAACCCGAGGAAUCCAGCCAAGUGAUCUUCGAUGCUGCAGGUGAAGCUGGGAAGAAACUUUACAGUAAAGGUGACUUUGCCAGAUCAGAGCUGAUGGAUUUAGAUCUCUAUCUUUUAAGAAAGGUCGGACUGUUUCCGGAUUCUCUAGAACGCAAAGUUAUUCGACAUAUUGAGAAUGGAGACCAUGUUUCAGCUUUGGUGGCUGCCGAGUUUUAUACGAAGAGAGGAAACUUUCCCGGAUUUGCUCGGCCUUUUGCUUUUAACGCAAAGGUUUUGCUAAAACUUGGGCGUAGCUUAGAAGCGAAAGAUGCGGCUAGGGGUGCUCUGAAAUCUUCGUGGUGGACCUUAGGAUGCAGAUACGAGGAAAUUGCUCGAAUAGCAGAGUGGGGAGAAGAGCAAAUUGUGCAGUACAAAGAAAAAGUUACAGGAGAAGGACGACAACGGGAUAUAUCUAGGGGAAAGCCAAGGGCCCAGGCAUCUUAUGACGAGGCUGGGUUGUUAUUGGAUCUAGCGUCACUUGAAGGGACCUGGGACGAGUCACGUGAACGGGUUGCUCAGUGCUACAAAGAUGCUGGACUAAACGACAUGGCCAACUUUGUUCUGUACAGAGACUGAGAUGUCUCUUUUCAAGAUCACUUGAUCAGUGGUACUGAUGUGGUUUUCCGAGACUUGACAUGAAGUGGAAGGCGAAUGGUAUUUGCAUACUGUGUCCACAUUUGAAAUUUACAUAAACCCUAGAUUCAUUGGGUCAAAAAGAUUACUGAUUGUAUCUUUUUUGAGACUAGAAGUGAAAUGAAACAGAAUGAUCAUCUCA